This is a messenger RNA of Vespula pensylvanica (western yellowjacket), 3197 nucleotides long. It is a transcript of the gene Plekhm1, whose product is annotated as pleckstrin homology domain-containing family M member 1. The coding region runs from base 684 to 2816 and encodes 710 amino acids. The transcript has 3 exons. NCBI's taxonomy places the organism in Eukaryota, Metazoa, Arthropoda, Insecta, Hymenoptera, Vespidae. The record is from RefSeq and is a predicted model, not a curated record.
AUAAUAAAAUGUAUUUGAAAUGUAGGAGAAGGGGACGAACUUCACUCUAUGCGAUUGUGCGUGCAUAGAAAGCAAUGACGUUGCGUUGUCCUCGUAUGGCAGGCGUAGUAUUUCUCGGAACAGACUGGAUUAAGUGCGAGAGAGAUAGCUGAUCUUAUUUCAAGAUAAAAAAUACAAAGUUUAAGAUAAAAAAUUCACUUCUCUUGGAGAUUCUUUGUUCUUGCCAUCACUCGAAUGCGAAUAUAAACAAACGAUCGAUCGUUAAAUUUAUCGAAUUUAUAUUACACGUUGUACUGUUUGUGAUAUGUUUUGCUAUUAUUAUACCUAACCUAUUUAUUAUAAUACGUCCACGCACGUCUUCGGAAGAAGGAAGAAACAGAGAUAACAUUGUUAUGUAUUACGUUAACUGGCUCGAAGUUCAACGUGCCGUACUUAUCUCACGAUGAUCCCAUUCAUUUUGGGGUCAUUUCCUUGUUCUUUCGUUAGUGAAAGUACGAUGCACGAAUUAUGCUAUUGCAAUUUACAUCAUUUACAUGCAGAUGAUUUAUUUUCGAUGAUAUUGAUAUAAAGAUAUCCGAUCGAUUUAAACGAUUCGAUUAUUUCUUCUCAUCGAGUCACGAAGAUGUUCCAAUGGAAUCAUACUAGUUUCAUUAAAGUAUUGGUGACAAGAGAUAUUGUAGAAAAUGAAUUCUCUUCUAAAGUCCGUCAAAUCCCUUACAAACAAAAGAAAUAUAUUAGUGAGAGAGUCUCUGCAAAAGCAGUUAAAUACAAGUGUGAUGGAGAUGCAGAGUGCACCAGGUGUCGCAGAAGAAGAAGCAGUUGGAAAUUGUGAAGAAGCAAUGACAUUAUGCUCCGUAUUGGAAGCUAUAUUUUUACAUGGACUAAAGGAUAGUCUUUUAAAUAGAGUAACAGAAGUUCUUAGCGGCCCUGAUUUCGAUGCUAUGCCUCAACCAAGUUUUUGGGGACCUUUACUAGUAUUCUCUCAUCGCCAAAUUAUUGAUCAAAUCCAAGCAUUAACGCAAGUUACCACUGAAGUGGGUUACUGUAGAGCAUGGAUAAGACUAGCCUUAAACGAAGGUCUACUAGCGAGUUAUUUGUGUUCCAUAAGAAGGGAUAAUUCUGCUCUGAAACCAUAUUAUGAUCGUUCUGCCUUCAUUAGAGAUGCCGAUUUAAUAGAAAUUGCUCAACGAUUGAUAGAAAGCUUGGAUUACAUAAGCUUUGAAUUAGCUUGCAAUAGUAGUCUUUUAAAUUUUUGGUCAACUACUCCUCUGCUUUUAGCUGGUAUAUGGUCACCUCCCAUGAAAUCUUGUCCUGUGUUUAGUGCGGUGGAUAUAGCAAAAACAAUAACUGCGGAAUUAAGGGAUAAUGAUAAUCUUGAAGAAGUAGAAACUGCGAGUAGUUUAGGUUCCUUUAAUUCCUCGCAAUCUGCUUUAAAUAAUAUAGCUUGUAUUUCGGAAGAUGAAGCAUUAAAAAUUAUUUUAAAAGAUAAAAUCUCUAACAAUCAUCAUACUACAAAGCAUAGAAAUGGAAGUCCUACACAUACAUCUAAACAAAGAAACAUAGAGAAAGCAAAUAUACAAAAAGUAGAAGAAACUAUAAAUGAAGUUAUGGAAAGUGUAUCAGCUAGUGGGACACCCACAAAGAAUGUAGAAAUUAUGACAACUGAUAUUAGCACUACAAUCAUUCAAGAUGAUCAUCAAGAUAAUAGCCUUCAAGAAAAUAAUAUUGUUUGUACCGAUAAUAUGUCUACUACUGUAGGAAAUUCAUUAUUUGGAAGACUAGGAUGGUCAACUUCAUUUGAAGAUUGCGAAUCUUCUAUGACUUCAUCUGUGAUAUCUCAUGGUUCUGGAAUGGAUGCUCCUCGCACUCCAGGUGAUGGACCGACCUAUGAUGCUCUUAUUCAAAGCUAUCAUACUGCUGGCAAUAUGAUGGUACUGGAUCUACAAGAAUUUUUAAAAAAAUAUCCAAAAAAAGAAUCCAUUGAUGAAGAAAUCAAAUCCCCAACUGCUGUUAAGAUUGUUAUAAAUUUUGAUGAGCAACUGGGAAAGUUGCCAAGAGAAAAAGGCCUUGAUAUACAAAAUUAUAGUUGUUUUAAUUGUGGUCAUGCUAUCGGUAUGGCAUUUUCAAAGGCAUAUGUUUGUUCAUUUUCUGCAAAUUAUUAUUGUGCAGAUUGUAUGGCACAAGGAGAAUAUAUAAUACCAUCACGUAUGAUUCAUAAUUGGGAUUUAAAACGUUACACAAUUUGUCAGAAAGCUGCAGAGUACCUGAAAGAUUGUUCUACUUUAUUGGAUUUAAAAAUUUUGAAUCCAAAAAUAUAUAUGGCAGUAGAUGUCAUGGCACAACUACAAUCUUUAAGGAUACAAUUGAAUUUAUUAAGAGCUUAUUUGUUUACUUGCCGAGAACCUGUUAUUGAAUCUUUGCAAAGAAACGUUGCCCCCAGAGAAUAUUUAUAUGAACAUGUUCAUCAAUAUUCUGUUUCCGAUCUUCUUGAUAUACCUAAUGGUACUCUUGCUCAACAAUUACAAAAAGUAGUUGAGUUUGCACGAAAUCAUGUGAUAAAUUGUUGGCUUUGUAGUCAAAAAGGAUUUAUUUGUGAAGUAUGCAAUAAUCCUAAAGUCAUCUAUCCUUUUGAUAUGGAUUCUACAUAUAGAUGUGGAUCAUGCAAUGCCGUGUUUCAUGCAGAUUGCUUAAAUGCAUAUAAACCAUGUCCAAAGUGUGAACGUCGACGUAAACGAAUGGAUCUUCCUCUUUUAGACAUGGGAUGUACAGAAUUACCGCCUGAAGCGACAUUAACAUCCGAGAAUAAUAUUGACUAAUAUCAUAUAAUCUUGAUAAUGCGUUAAUAUUAUUUGAUUUUAUGAUUUAUAUAAACUAUCUUUUUUAAUUUUUACAGUAUUGUAUUAUUUAUAAGUUCUUAUUGUAGAUAGUCAUUUGUACAUUGAUAUAAUGUAAAAAAUAUUAUGCAGCAAUUAAGCAAAUGUCUAUCUAACAAAAUCCCAAGCUUAUUAAAUAAACAAUAUUAUAAAUAUUCAUAAAGUUCGUAUAUAAAAAUUACAGCGAGUUUAUUAAUUUGGACUUUAUAUAUUUUUUGAUGGUUCUUAAUGUGUAUAUUAAUGUUUAUGUAAAUAUUUAUUGAUUUGAAUGUAUAUUGUACAAUAAAACAAUUGCCUACAAAAAGGCAUAGUUAUUAAUAGUCA